This is a messenger RNA of Tympanuchus pallidicinctus (lesser prairie-chicken), 10661 nucleotides long. It is a transcript of the gene SDK1, whose product is annotated as sidekick cell adhesion molecule 1. The record is from RefSeq and is a predicted model, not a curated record. NCBI's taxonomy places the organism in Eukaryota, Metazoa, Chordata, Aves, Galliformes, Phasianidae. Gene Ontology annotation, cellular component: plasma membrane; axon. Gene Ontology annotation, molecular function: protein binding. The transcript is spliced from 45 exons. Bases 1068 to 7913 code for a protein of 2281 amino acids. Gene Ontology annotation, biological process: axon guidance; cell-cell adhesion.
UCUGUUUGGUGUGCGUGUGGGGGGAGGGGAUCUCCCACGAAACUUUUCCCUUUACGGAAGGCGGGACUGGAACAAUACCCGAUGCAUUGUUUGAACGCGAAGACCUUCGGCGCUUCUUUUUUUUCCCCUUUGAAUGCGCUCCCAUUGCCGCCGCCGCGGUGCUAGCGCGUUGCUUUCGUGUUUACAGCCGCUGCGAGGAAAGAGCCGCCCGGCAGAGCGAGCACAGCCGACAGCCAGAGCAGCCGGGCGGAUUUCACCUUGUUGCUGUUUGUUUCGGGAGAUGUCGCUCCCCCCCGCCCCGGAGGCCGCCCAGCUGCGGGUUGGCUCCGCUGCUGCGUCCGUAGCCGGGCAGAAGCGGAACGCGUUACGUGCGAGAGGUGAUUGAUUUUCUUGUUGUUUUUUUUUUUUUUGGUCGCCCUGCGAAGAGGAGGAAACCGGCGCCAAUCUUGGAGGAGGAGGGAAAUACGACCGGCUGAGCUUUUCCCUACCUCGGGCUGAACGUGAGUUCAGGUGACGCCGCCGCCGGCCUGCGGCUGUUUCACGGCACGGCCGGCUGCAAUCAGUGCCGGAGCCGCUCGCUUUACCUCACGAGGACCCUUCAGCCCCUUCUAUUGACGGGAGAGAUUUGUAUCCAGAGGAAAAUCGGAUUAAUAUAAACUAUGCGGAGCUUGGCGGGGAUAUCUGGAGACUAACCUGUCUGCAUGGCUAAUCUUGAAAUUGUCUGAAAUAAAUCCUCGGCGCAAGGAAGAGCGAGAUACUUUCAAUUAGUAUUUUUUUUUUCCCUGUUGGUGCUUUUCUUCCCACCCCUUUACACGAGUUUAACCCUUCAGCUCCGAGGUUUUUGUGGGAGAAUGGGACACAUGCCGGAAGAUUCCCUACGUCUGGUGAAUAUCACAGGGGUAACAGUUGCCGUCAUCCUUGCGGUAUGAAAGGUGCUGUGGGGAUGUGUGCUGCUGGCUGAGAUGGAUCCAUCCUUCUGUGUUGCUGUUAGCAAUGUGCCGAAGAUCCGGAUUUACUGAAGUACUGACGCCAAUAAACUUGCUCCUUCCCUGUUGAAGGCAUUGGAUAUGACAGCGCGGAGAAACAUGUGUUUCACAUUUCUGACUGGUUGUUUCGGUGCAGUCAAUACUUCCACAAGAAACAUUGACUUCGUGGGUAAUUAUAAUACGGUGAGGCACACAGAGUGCUGCUUUCAGGCUGCAUGCAAAGUGAGCACAAAUCAAAGAGCCCUCGGUUCCUGUGAAGUGGGGCUUUCUGUUCCCCCAAAACUCCGGGGCAAAGGCAGCUGGCGAUGUUCCCAGUCCACCAAAGAGAGCCUGGCCUCGGGGUGCCGAGUGAGCGAUGACCAAAGCGCUGUCAGGAGUGGCAGGCAGUCGGAUCGGAUGGGGAUCAGUGAGGCAGCGAUGGUUGGAAGGGAGCUGGAUCGUGAAAUUAUUGCCCGGAGGAAUAGCAGGCGAGACGAAAUGAUGAUGAAGUUAAACUUCUGUUUCUUCUUCUGUCGACGAUGGUGGGCGUUUCUGUUGCUACAGCUCCACAUGUUGCAAGCGCUGGCACAAGAUGAUGUUGCUCCAUACUUCAAGACAGAGCCAGGCUUGCCCCAGAUCCACCUGGAAGGAAAUCGACUCGUCCUUACGUGCCUUGCUGAAGGCAGCUGGCCCUUGGAAUUUAAGUGGUUACACAAUGACAGUGAAAUAACCACCUACUCCAGUGAAUACAAGUACAUCAUUCCAGCUUUGCAGAGGUCUGAUGCUGGCUUUUAUCAAUGCAUUGUGCGUAACAGAAUGGGGGCAUUGCUGCAGAGGAGAUCUGAAGUUCAAGUGGCAUACAUGGGAAAUUUCAUGGACACAAACCAGAAAAAAACAGUGACUGAAGGAGAAGCUGCAGUUCUAAACUUCAUGCAUAUCUUCAGCUAUCCAAGACCACAAGUGACAUGGUUUAGAGAUGGGCACAAGAUCAUUCCUAGCAGCAGAAUAGCCAUAACGCUGGAGAAUCAGCUGGUGAUCCUUGCAACGUCAGUGGUGGAUGCAGGAGGCUACUAUGUCCAGGCUGUCAAUGAAAAGAAUGGCGAGAACAAGACAAGCCCACUUAUUCAUCUCAGCAUAGCGAGUGCCACGGACCCAUCUGACACCACGGCUCCCAUCAUCGUCAUCCCUCCGCAGAACACGAGCAUUGUAGCAGGGAGCAGCGAAGUCACAUUGGAAUGUGUAGCCAGUGCAAGACCUGUUGAGAGACUAAGCAUAAUGUGGAAGAGAAACGGAAUAAAAAUCACCAGUGGAAUUAGCAGUUUUGGGAGACGCCUCACGAUCACCAACCCAACCUCUGCUGAUGUUGGAAUGUACUUCUGCGAAGCAGAACUGAGGGACAGCACAGAGGAACCAGCGAGAGCCAAAGCCUUCAUUUCUCUAAUGGAACCUCCAUAUUUUACUGCGGAGCCCGAGAGCGUGAUUUUGGCUGAAGUGGAGAAAGAUGUGGACAUCCUGUGCCAAGCAAUGGGUGUUCCCAUUCCUUCCCUGGUUUGGUACAAGGACUCCGUUCCCCUCAGCAAGCUGCAAAACCCCCGCUAUAAAGUCCUGCUGAGCGGGGGGCUGCGGAUCCACGCGCUGCGUCCUCAGGAUGCAGGGAUCUUCCAGUGCUUUGCCAGCAAUAAAGCUGGGGAGAUACAGACCUACACCUACCUGGAUGUGACCAACAUUAAGCCAGCAUUUAUACAGCCUCCAGAGGACACCACUGUGACUGAAGGGAUGACUGCCAUGCUGACCUGUGAAGUUUCAGGGGCUCCAAAACCUGCCAUCUCGUGGAAGAAAGGAAACCAGAUCUUAGCCAGUGGCUCAGUUCAGAUUCCUCGGUUCAUUCUUCUGGAAUCCGGAGGGCUCCAGAUAACGCCCGUGUUCCUUCAGGAUGCUGGCAAUUAUACUUGCCAUGCAGUCAACUCCGAGGGAGCUCUGAAUGCUUUUGUGAUGCUGACAGUGUGGAAUCGGACUUUCAUUGUUCACCCUCCUGAGAAUAGCACUGUGAUCAAAGGAACUACAGCCACUCUGCGAUGUGAAGCAACUCAUGAUCCUAGAAUUUCAAUCAGGUAUGUUUGGAAGAAGGACAGUGUUGUAAUAAAUCCAUCCAGCAGUUCCAGGAUCACAGUAGAGAAAGAUGGAACCCUCCUCAUCAGCCAGACGUGGUCGGGUGACAUCGGGGACUAUACUUGUGAGGUCAUUUCUUUUGGAGGAAAUGAUUCCCGAAUGGCUCGACUAGAAGUGAUCGAGCUGCCUCAUUCCCCUCAGAAUCUUCUGGCCAUCCUGAAUUCCUCGUACAGCCGCAGUGUGGUGCUUUCCUGGGUGCGUCCUUUUGAUGGAAACAGCCCCGUCCUCUACUACAUGGUCGAGGUCUCUGAGAACAAUUCUCCCUGGAAGGUUCACCUAUCAAAUCUGGACCCGAAGAUGACCAGUGUCACUGUGAGUGGACUCACCCCAGCCCGAACCUACCAGUUCAGGGUGUGUGCAGUUAACCAGGUGGGAAAAGGCCAGUACAGCUCCGAGACCAGCAGGUUGAUGCUACCUGAGGAGCCGCCCAGCGCCCCACCUAAAAACAUCGUGGCCAGCGGGCGCACCAAUCAGUCCAUCAUGGUCCAGUGGCAGCCUCCUCCUGAGAGUGAGCAUAACGGAGUUCUUCAUGGGUACAUCCUAAGGUAUCGUCUGGCUGGCCUCCCUGGAGAAUACCAGUAUAAAAACAUUACCAGUGCAGAAAUUAACUACUGCUUAGUGACAGACCUGAUCAUUUGGACCCAGUAUGAAAUCCAGGUGGCAUCUUACAAUGGAGCUGGGCUGGGAGCCUUCAGCAGACCAGUGACUGAGUACACCCUGCAGGGAGUGCCGACAGCUCCGCCUCAAAACGUGCAGGUGGAAGCCGUGAACUCCACCACCAUCCAGUUCCUCUGGAGCCCUCCACCCCAGCAGUUCAUCAAUGGUAUUAACCAAGGAUACAAGCUCCUCGCAUGGCCAGUGGAUGCUCCAGGGACUGUGACGGUGGUCACGAUUGCUCCAGAUUUCCACGGUGUUCACAGUGGCUGCAUCACCAACCUGAAGAAGUACACCACUUACUACACAUCAGUCCUGUGCUUCACCACCCCUGGCGAUGGGCCGCGCAGCGCACCGCAGCUCCUGCGCACUCUGGAAGACAAGCCGGGAGCUGUGGGACACCUGAGUUUCACUGAGAUUCUGGACACGUCUCUCAAGGUCAGCUGGCAAGAACCUGUAGAGAAAAAUGGCAUCAUUACAGGCUACCAGCUCUCCUGGGAGGUGUAUGGCAGGAACGAAUCCCGGCUCACCCGCACGCUCACCAACACAACUCUGGAGUACAAGAUCACAGGGCUGUCAUCUCUCACCACGUACACCAUCGAGGUGGCAGCUGUGACUGCGAAAGGGAGCGGGUGGGUCACGUCCUCCACCAUCUCAUCUGGGGUGCCUCCAGAGCUUCCAGGCGCUCCGUCCAACCUGGUGAUCUCCAACAUCAGCCCUCGGUCUGCCACGCUUCAGUUCCGUCCAGGGUAUGAUGGCAAGACGUCCAUCUGCAAGUGGAUAGUGGAAGGCCAGGUGGGAGUACUGGGUGAUGAAGAGGAGUGGGUGAGUCUCCACGAGGUGGACAAUGAACCUGAUGCUCAGAUGCUGGAGGUACCAAACCUUACUCCUUACACUCAUUACAGGUUCCGGAUGCGGCAGGUGAACGUGGUGGGUGCCAGCCCACUGAGCCAGCCCUCACGUGUCAUCCAGACCCUGCAAGCUCCUCCAGACGUGGCCCCCAGCAGCGUGAGCGUGCGCACGGCCAGCGAGAGCAGCCUGCGGAUGCGCUGGGUGCCCCUGCCCGACACGCAGUACAAUGGCAACCCAGAGUCCGUGGGGUACCGCAUCAAGUUCUGGCGCGUGGAUCUGCAGCCUUCUGCCCUGCUGAAGGUCAUCAACGACCGGCUGGAAAGGGAGUGCACCAUCGAGGACCUGGAGGAGUGGACGGAGUACGAGCUGCAGAUCCAGGCCUUCAACGCCAUUGGGGCAGGACCAUGGAGCGAAGUGGUGCGAGGUCGGACGCGGGAAUCCGUUCCCUCUGCUCCUCCUGAGAACGUGUCUGCUGAAGCCGUGAGCUCAACCCAAAUCCUUCUGACGUGGUCUGCAGUCCCCGAGUCAGAGCAAAAUGGUCUCAUCCUGGGUUACAAGAUACUUUACAAAGCAAAAGAUUUAGACUCUGAACCAAGGAGCCAAACAGUAAGAGGUAACCACACGCAGUCCUGCCUGCUAUCCAGCUUGCGCAAGUAUGUGCUCUAUGAGAUCCGGGUGUUGGCGUUCACUCGCAUUGGGGAUGGAGUCCCCAGCUCUCCUGCUGUUAUAGAAAGAACCAAGGAUGAUGCCCCCGGGCCACCCGUCAGGCUGGUGUUCCCCGAAGUGAGGCUGACAUCUGUGCGCAUCGUCUGGCAGCCACCAGAGGAGCCCAACGGCAUCAUCCUGGGCUAUCAGAUUGCAUAUCGGCUGGCCAGCAGCAGCCCCAACAAGUUCACAACGGUGGAGGUGGGCUCAACAGUCCGGCAGUUCACUGCUACUGACCUCACCCCCGAGUCAGCGUACAUCUUCCGGACAUCUGCCAAGACCCGGCAGGGCUGGGGAGAGCCUCUGGAAGCCACGGUGAUCACGACAGAGAAAAGAGAGCGCCCGGCCCCCCCCCAGCAGCUGACCACCCCCCAGUCCGACGUGUCAUCGCGGAGCCUGCGGUUGCAUUGGGUCCCUGGAAGUGAUGGAUCGUCACCCAUACGAUAUUUUACAGUCCAAGUGCGAGAGCUGCCCGAUGGAGACUGGCAAACCUACUCCUCUUCCAUCAGCCACGAGGCAACGUCCUGCAUUAUUGAGAGCCUGAACCCGUUCACCUCUUACAAGCUGCGUGUGAAAGCGACCAACGACAUCGGGGACAGCGACUUCAGUGCCGAGACGGAGGCGGUGACAACGCUGCAGGAUGUUCCUGAUGAGCCUCCCGGUUCUGUGCUGGUCACUCCCCACACCACUUCAUCUGUCCUUGUGCAGUGGCAGCCACCCAAAGCAGAGAGUCUGAACGGGCUGCUGUUGGGAUACCGGAUCUACUACAGGGAGCUGGAUUACGAUGCUGGGUCUGCCACCGAAUCCAAAGCUGUCAGGAACCCCUCAGCUUUAAGAGCUGAGCUCACACCCCAAAGCAGCUUCAAGACAGUGAACAGCAGCUCUGCAUUAACGACGUAUGAAUUAACACAGUUGAAGAAAUACAAGAGAUAUGAAGUGUUAAUGACAGCGUAUAAUGUCAUUGGUGAGAGCCCUACCAGCACGCCAGUGGAAGUGUUUGUGGGUGAAGCAGCACCAGCGAUGGCCCCACAGAACAUCCAAGUAAACUCCCUUUCUGCAAGCCAGCUGGAGCUCACCUGGGACCCACCUCCUGCCGACAGCCAAAAUGGGAACAUACAAGGCUACAAGAUUUAUUAUUGGGAGAGUGAUGUCCAGAAUGACACAGAGAAAGUGAAGGUCCUUUUCCUCCCUGAGACAACAGUCCGCCUCAAAAACCUGACCAGCCACACGCGAUACCUGGUCUGCAUCUCUGCCUUCAAUGCAGCAGGGGACGGCCCCAGGAGCAGACCCUCAGCAGGCAGGACACACCAGGCUGCACCCAAUGCUCCCAGCUUCUUGGCGUUCUCUGAAAUCACUUCCACGACACUCAAUGUGUCUUGGGGCGAGCCGACAGCAGCAAAUGGAGUCCUGCAGGGUUAUCGAGUAGUCUACGAGCCUUUGGCUCCCGUCCAGGGGGUCAGCAAAGUGGUGACUGUGGACAUUAAAGGGAACUGGCAACGCUGGCUAAAGGUCCGAGAUCUUACCAAGGGCAUGACCUAUUUAUUCAGAGUGCAAGCCCGAACCAUUGCCUAUGGACCUGAACUGCAAGCCAACGUCACAGCUGGGCCAGCAGAAGGGUCUCCCGGCUCCCCUCAGGAAAUUCUAGUGACAAAAUCUGCUUCUGGGCUGACAGUACAAUGGACUGAGGGGGAUUCUGGAGAAAAACCCACAACCGGGUACAUUAUAGAGGCACGGCCCUCAGAUGAAGGACUGUGGGACAUGUUUGUGAAGGACAUUCCUCGCAGCGCUACCUCCUACACCGUCAGCCUGGACAAACUCAAACAGGGUGUGACGUACGAAUUUCGGGUGGUGGCUGUCAAUGAAUUUGGCUACGGAGAGCCAAGUGUUCCCUCUGUGGCAGUAUCAGCACAAACAGAAGCCCCUUUCUAUGAGGAGUGGUGGUUUCUCCUGGUGAUGGCUCUCUCAAGUCUGAUCCUGAUCCUGUUGGUGGUGUUUGCUUUGGUCCUGCAUGGCCAGAGCAAGAAGUACAAGAACUGCAGCACAGGUAAGACUAUCUCCAAUGUGGAAGAGUCAGUCACCUUGGAUAAUGGAGGCUUCACUGCUCUGGAGCUCAAUAGCAGACACCUAAACAUCAAGAGCACAUUCUCCAAGAAAAAUGGAACCAGGUCUCCUCCUCGCCCAAGCCCAGGGGGGCUGCACUACUCUGAUGAGGAUAUCUGCAACAAGUACAAUGGAGCUGUGCUGACUGAGGGCUUGGGACUCAACGAGAAGCCCUUAGAAAUGUCGGAGUCAGAGGCUACCGACUCAGAUUACGAAGACGAGCUGCCAAAGCAUUCCUUUGUGAACCAUUACAUGAGCGAUCCCACGUACUACAACUCCUGGAAGCGGCAGCAGAAAGGGGUGAAGCACCCAACAUCCUACAGAUACGAGGAGUGCUCCGCCAGCGAGACAGAACCCUAUUUCCAGACUGUCAUCACGACACAGAGCUCAGGAGGGGUGUACACCCCAACGGGACAGCCUGCACCCGGCUCCCGGACUCCAGUGACAGGCUUCUCCUCCUUCGUCUGACACGGGGUGGGAGGGAAGAGCCCGGCCGCGAUGCCGGCACUGCUUGGGAUCAGACAGCAGUGACCAGCGGCGAACUGUGGGUAGCUUCUCUAUCAGGGUAGAGCGGAUGGGAACACGGAUGAGGCUGAUCUGGUUUUGUUCUUUAUUUGUCUUUUUUUUUCUUUUGUUUUGGGUUUGGGUUUUUUUGUUUCGUUUCGUUUCGUUUUGUUGGUUUUUUUUUUCCUGAAGACAAUCAAUUCUCAAAUCACGGAGCUGAACUAGCCGAACCUUUGCUUAAAAAAAAAUAAGGGGGGAGGGAAAGGAAUUCUGAAAAGCGAUGAUUUUAAACCACUUGUGAAUAGUUGGGGUUUUUUAACCACUUUUUUGUAACACUGCUUCAGGAAGCAGCUCCUGUGCCCUCUCUUCCCUCUUUCUUUCUCUCCCCUCUUCCUAUCCCCCCCCCUCCCCCCCCAUUUCCAAACAAGGAGGUGAAUUCCCCAGAUGCAAUGAGAGACUUUGUGAUGUGAUUCGAAGAGAAAACAUAAAACCUCCCAGGCUCCUUUUUUUUUCUUUUUCAUUUCCUUCUGCCAUCAGGGUCAAGAAGUUAAAAACAAGAAGGGACAAACUUAUACAUGAAAAGCAGACACCUCCUCUCUCCUCUCCUCUCCUCCUCAUUGCUCCCCAUGUUAGGAGCACUGGCUGAUUCACUUAGGCUCAGAUGUGUCACUGAGGCUGCUCUCAGCUCACUACUGGAGUUCAUAUGCUGAAUUGCUGACCUGCUUUCCCUUCUUUUUCAAAUGGGACCUGCUGGAAUCUUUAAAUAUUCCAACUCCAGGGCCUCUAGAAGAGCAGAUGUAUCAAAAGAGCUCUGUAGGCAGCAGUGGGUGAGACAAAUGGGAAGAAUUUGGAUGCAAGGUCAGUUUAUUUUUGGUGUGGCUCUAAUUCUCCCUUGUGGACUGCAUGUGCUGUUUGAGUUGUUCGUUUUCAAAAGUCAAAGGACAAAAUCCAGAAAGCCAGAGGAAUCUUUCAAUUAAUUGCAGUGACAAGCGAGAGAGUCUGCUAAUUGAUGAGGGUUUUGAUCAUGAAAGUUACCCUGCCCUGUCAGUAGAAACAGAGCAUUCUUUUUUGCCCAGACUCUGCAGUGAUGCUUACUGGUCUGUAAAAAAAUAAGUGGUACUUGGGUUUGUUUGAUUUUAUUUUUUUAGUACAAAGACACGUCACAUGGAUUGGGUGAGUUCUGGUGUCCACAGGUGCCUUUUAUUCAUUCUUCACCUUCAUAUCUAGGAGAAGCAACAAAGUGUCUCCAAAUAAAGCUAAUCAGGUUUUCAAGUUAGGGCUGUGAAUUAUCUUGUGCACAUUUAUCGGCUGCUUUGUGUGCUUGAAGCUACAGCCUUUGAAAAGGAGAGAGGACUUUUUGUUUAUUUUCCAUCCUUUUGUACAGCUCCCCUUUUGUUUUCUUUGUUUCUACCUUUUUCCUGACUCUGUUUAGCAGCACGUUGUUUGCUCACAAGGAAACUGUCAGGGCUUUAAAGGAACUGAGUGCCGCCCUUGGAUCUAGCAGCAUUCCUGGAUCACUGCACUUUUUAUCACAAGUAUGAAAGGCAAAUUUGAAAGGAGGCACAACCUCGCCACUCCAGCACCUGGCGUUCCCUUCCAGAUGGAUGUAGGUCAGCCAGGAGAACUGGCAUCCUGCUGCUUGCUGAUGUCUCACCAGGGCACGUGUGGGCACUGUUCCCAUUGCAAAUUGUCCCUGGAGAGAGGAAAAUUGUCCUCUCUAGGGAGAUGCAGGACAGCGAUGGCACUGGAUGAUAAUGUCUUAAAGGCAGGUUGUUGAAACCAACUUAAUGUUGAUGACACAGCCUGCCUGUCCGUGCUCUUAGGGCUGGUUAGAAGCUGCUUGGUUUCUUCUCACCUGAACAGGUGAGGUCCCAGCAGUCACCUUUCUGUGCCUCUCAGGCAGGGCAAACCAGCUUAGAACUGCCUGUGCUCUUUGGCACUGCCUCUGAGCCCUGCUGCUCUUGGUGCAUACAGAUUCUGGAUAGCACUGACACUGGAUUGUUGUUCUUCUCCAAAGGCUCCAGAAAGAAAGAAUUCAAAACCAAAAACCCCCUCGGAUGUGUUCAGGGGCUUUUGAGUUUGGAGUAAUGAUUCGUGGAUCAUUAAAUCACAAGGGACUUCUAAAGGUUACUUAAGCCAAAACCCUGUGAGCCAUCCUCCUCUCCAGAUCUGGGUAGGACAUGUGUGGGAUAGAGGAGAGGCUCUAAAGCAGGUUACUUGAGCUGAUGGUGAAGAGGAAUGCAAAACAAACAGGAAAAACCACUGCCUUCUCUGCACUUUGACUGUUCUCUUAAGCCAUACGGACUUUGCUUUAAUUACGGAACUGACAACGAAUUGUUUGCAGUCUGCAUUUUUUGGUUUCUUAGGCAAAUUUACCUGUGUGACUUUCCAUUUAGUUUUCUUUUUCCAUGCAUCAGAUUACUUAUUUUAAACCUCUUAUUAUACAUACAUGGGACACAAAGGUGCUAUUGCUGUUGGGGUGCUAAAUGGGCUCAUCCAAUGGCUCAGAGAGGCAGUGCUAUGGGAGUCUUUCAUGGACCACUGAGGGACUCGUGGAUACAGUUUAGAACAAGAUAGAUCACGUAUUGAAGAUCUUGCUCCAAAGGACAGCGUGGGGUGAGUAGCUUCAUAUCUCCUGAAUACUGCUGGAUCUAAACUGCUGUAAGGUGCAAUUAUUCCCUGGGACUGUUCCGAUACCACAUUGAGUAAAAA